Molecule: messenger RNA, 4504 nt
Organism: Fopius arisanus
Lineage: Eukaryota; Metazoa; Arthropoda; Insecta; Hymenoptera; Braconidae
Gene: tty
Product: tweety
Exons: 6
Coding region: 186-1883 (565 amino acids)
Cellular component (GO): plasma membrane
Molecular function (GO): intracellularly calcium-gated chloride channel activity; volume-sensitive chloride channel activity
Source: RefSeq, a predicted model, not a curated record
GUCACCGAGAGUUGAGCUCCGGGCUCCGUAUCGUGAUCCUCGGCAAUCCGAGAGUGUCGAAAUAAUCGUGUUGUUCAAGUAUUUGGAUUUGUCACUGAAAACAAGCAAAGAGCGUGUAGCAUGUCUUGACAAGUACAAGAGAGGUCUUUAAAACCGGAGUCACAGCAGUGCAAGGGUUCAUCACUAUGGCGAUUGGUCAACAACUUCCGGAGCAGUACACAGUACCACCACUGGCUAAGAUAUUUCACAGUUUACCACACCUCAACGUAUCUCUUCACUCUGUCAACAACACAUUCAAUCCACGCUCUGAGAUAUAUCUCGAGAGCCUUGGAAUACUGGGAAGUCUGCCUGCCGCCUGGCUGAUCCUAACACUUCUGGUGCUGCUGGUGUACCUAGUGACACGAUGCUGCGACCGAAAGCCUCGUCCAAGGAGAUCGAUAACCCUGCUGAAGUGCUCCCUAGCAAUCCUAGCGAUUCUGUGCUCAGGAGCAGUGGCAGUGGGUCUCUACGGCAAUGACGACGUGCACAACGGUGUAGUGCAUCUGCUGGAUGCAGCUAAACAGGUGGACGGCAGUGUGAUAUCCGUGAAAAAUCAGACAGACACGAUCGAGACAAUCCUGAAGAAGAAGCUCGAUCCAGGGUUGACAUCGCUGCGAGAUGAUUUCGAUGCCCCAGUGAGCAACAAAACAGCUGUGGAUUAUCUGCUGAAGGUGUGGGACUACAUGACCCAGAACACGACAAUUGCCAUUAAUCGAACUUACGAGAUAAGAAAACCACUGAGUGGUAUAAGCAUAACGAGGGAAAUUCGCUUGGGAGAGAGGAUUGAAUUAUUCAGGUGGCCUGUCACGAUGGCUGUACUCAGCACACUUCUCGUUCUCUGCGUGGUUCUGCUGGUCGGAGUCGCGCGACACUCCAGAUGCGCCCUAAUAACAUUCUCAGUUUUUGGAUUAUUUGCUGUGAUAGUCUCAUGGCUGAUGGCAUCACUCUAUCUAGCAACCGCGGUUGCACUCGGUGAUUUAUGCAUUUCACCGGAUGGUUAUUUAACGAGAACAGUACCCUCUACACUUGCCGCUGAGGUACUCAAUUAUUACACACACUGCGAGAGCACGAGGAAUAAUCCAUUCACCCAGAGACUAAGGGAGGGACGACUUGCUGCUGGCAAUAUGAGGGCCAGUCUCAACAUCGUUCAGAACAUUGCUCUCAAUUUGUUCAAGGAUCAGAAGGCCAAUCUUUCGCCGAAGCUCAAUAGUCUCAAGAGUGAGGUCAAUAAUGUCGAUAACCUUAUGAAUGGAUUGACAACGCUUCUUGAUUGCAAACAAGUGCAUAAGAGUUAUGUUCAUGCUACUAAGAGUCUGUGUCAUUUGGGAUUGUAUGGACUGACUUUUAUGUUAUUGGCUAGUCUUGCUGCUGGACUCUUCUUCACUGUUCUUGUAUGGGUCGACUCGCACACGUGGAUCUACAUCAGGAAACGAAGGGAUUAUCAUCAGGUCGACGAGCAGGAUCCAUUCCUACCACCAUCAGCGGCAUCCCAGGCCAUCGCAGCUAGAACACUUCGUGGCCAAGGGUCGUACCCGCCUACAGCCCCUCCUCUUAAUCAGAAUGCUCAUGGCACGAAUAAUACAAUUAAGCAGCCUCUUCUGCUAACGCCGCCCCCGCCAUCCUACGCUACUGCGACAGCUCGAGCACGCCAGCUGCACGAGAGCAUGUUAAAAGGUGGGGGUGUUAACGGGAACAGUGGACUCGGAGAUCACAAAUCAUCUCAGCAUAAUCAGCAAUCUGCGAGUGGACGAAAUGAACACCGUUCUGGACACGGAGAUCAACCUGGUCAGUACGCAACUCUGAGCAAGCAGUGUAAAACACUUGAGUCGAGUGAUUUUUACUGAGGACACGCCCCCUCGGAGCCUGGAAGGGAACCGCCCUGGACUCCCAGUGUAGCAUCCUUCACGGGCACCAUGUCUCACAAUUCUCACGAACCCGCUCACCUAGCAACAUUUCAAGACUCCCGCAAAACUCAAACUCUUGAUCCAAAGAAUCUUGCCAACUUGAAGAGAGGACCAACACCAGCGUGGAAUCAGAAUCGUCCAUUGCCCCCAAAUCCAACAAACCAACACAGCCAGCCAACCUGGGAAUUUGAAUCACGAUCACAAACAAACAUGAAUCAAUUUCGCUCCCUAGUUCGCAACAAAGCGCCUAACAUAAGAAUUCAGGAUCAGAUGCAGGACCAGGUGAGAACACUCGACCGUAAUUUCUCAUGCAAUCAGUUCAACGGUACAGCCCAGAACAAUGUUGUACCGAACAUGUACGGUACGUACAAUCGAGCAAGAUCGAGACAGGAUAAAGCCUCUGCCAUACCUACACUCAGCCAAGUGCAGGGCAGUGAUCCAAAUCUGUACGCUGUCACGGAAUUGUAAGAGAAAUAACUGAGAGGAUUGGGCAAAGCCAGGUUCGAAUUGAUAAAUAGAUAGCCAAGAAAAAGUGAAACCAAAGUGAGUUAUGUGGAGGAUAAUCAAGACCUAAUAACGAGACUGAGACGAAGGCUAAUGAGGGGGCGAUUAAUCUGGCACAUGGUUAAUAAUGAUAAUUCAUCAAAGACAUGAUGAAUUUGAAAAUUCCAUGGGGAAAUUAUUGCACAGAAUCUCGCGUGCGGGGUCAACUGGAGCUCAGUGGAACCUUUUCGUUUUUAUAAUUCAAUGAUUUUUCUUUUUCCACAUCGAAGUGUACAAAAAUGAAAAAGCAUUUAAUGUGUAUAAAACAAGUUUUUUUACUCGAAUAUGAAAAUGAUAAAUGACAUUUGUCCUGGGGAGGAUAAAUCAAAUUUGUAGUCUAUGUACAAAACGAUAUUGGUGUAAUCGUACACCCCAAGUUUUUUCAUUACGAUUUAAUGUGAGAGGGAUACCAAAAGACACUUUUUUAUAUAAUAUAUACAUAUAUUUUACAUUUUACGCGCACUGCGCUAUUUGUAGUGAAAAACCAUUUUUUCUUAUUAUCAUUUUUCUCAAGUCUUCGAAAAUAUGGAACAAGAAAAAAGCACACAAAUUUUGUCGUCAUUGCCUAAGUAACGUAUAUCUAUUAUUACGAAUUUAAUCGGUAAAGCGGAGUUACCGAUUUAAUGUAUUUAUUGAAUGUCAACGAUCUGAGACCGGAGAUGCCCUAUUUCAAACGGCAGCGCGGAUAAUUUCCAUGGACUAUUGAAUAAUUGAAUUACAUGAAGUUUAACGAUAAUUACUGCCUAUUAUCGAUUAAUAAAAUAACUGCCACAGCUCAGGUGAUCGCAUUUAUGUAAGUACAAAUUGAUACCACAAUGACCCAUGAUUUUUCGAUUUGUUCACUAACGAAAAAUUUUGUGGCAAUUAAAUGUGAAAAUACCAGGAGCACAAGGGAAAGAUUCAUAUGAAUAUAACGUUAAAGAAUACAAGCCUUUUUAAUAUAUACAUAUAUAUGAAUAUAAAUGGUUUGACGCGAGAUCCAAAGAUAAAGAGAAUAUGUUGAGGUCAUUUGAAAAAUUCACUCAACGCACCGUGUUUUUUUUUCCCCCACAAAGAAACUCAAAUAAUUCAAUGGCGUUACCCCUUUGUAAAUACGUAGAGACAAAAGUGUUAGAUUAUCUUAGACGUGUAAUGUGUGAUAAUUUUAAUCAUUCAGUGUUCUUUCACGUAAAAAUGAAAAUAUGAGAGUCGUUAAUGGGCCUGAGAGGCUUGUUGGGACUCUCAGGCAGGAUGUAAUUACCUAAUUAGUAAUUAGUCCUCCCAAUCACGGUUUAGUCUCGUGAGGAAGGACUGACAGUGCCAUUCCACGAGCAUUUAUUUAAUUCCCUUCAUUUUCAUUAUUGAUCAUUCAUCAUAAUCCCUGUAUCAUUAAUUUCCCCAUUAAAGUAUUCUGUCAAGUUGUAAUUUAUGGAGUGUAAACUAAAGAUUUUGGAUUAUGGAACGGAAUAAAAUAGUUAAUAAUCCAUAAUCCAAAUAAUUGAUAAAGUGGCUCAAUACCUCUUUUUUUUGCGAAAUCUGUUCUCAUGAUAUUUACACUAUGCCAUUCACAACUUCUACUCCCAUUAAUUAAUUCAUUAACGAUGGAAAGAGAAUUAAAAAAUCUGUAUUUAGUGUCAAGAUAAAGUGCGUGCGACUCUUCGUGUAAUUGUUAAGAGGAGCUGGUAAAUAAUUAAAGUAUAAAAAGAAUUUACGUUCGACAGAUUAACUUCUAAAUUAACGUUAAGAAAUAGUGCAUUAAUUGCAGAGUGAAGGGAGGAAAAACCAUUAAUUAUACGAGAAAAAUAUCAUCCUGAAGACUGCCGUAAUGAAAUAUGCAAAACGGGAUCAAUAACAGUAUUCUGUCGAGGUUGAAUAUUUGGCUCGUGUUUUUUUUUCUCCUUUUUUUUUAUUUAUUUAAUGGAGAAUUUCAUACUGUUUAAAAUGCUCCUAUCGUCAUACAAAUAGUGUAACGCAAGAAUUUAAUGAGAAAUAAAAACGAAAAAGAGAAUGAAAAAAUAAAGAGAGAUAAAUAAAUCGAA